UCCCAUUGACGCGAAUAAAGAAAAAUAAAACACACAAUCCCUGCUAUGCUUCUAUAAUGACCCGUUUUAAGUGUUCGGGUCGCUUCCUCGGCGCCACAGCCAUCCUGCUAUCGAUCAGCGUAAUUCUGAUCGUCUUCGUCAAUCCCCCACACACCCGAAUUCUCCACAGUUCGUUUCCUCAAACCACUCCAAAGCACAAUUCGUCAACCUUAACCCUGGAUGACGUCCGCUGCACCGGCUCCCACGACACCUCUCACAUCCAGGUCGUGGUCAAAACCGGCACAAACAUCAUCUACGACAAGCUGCCCACCCAACUGCUCACAGCCCUGCGCUGCAUCCAGGACCCGCUUAUAUUCGCCGACUCAGAGCAAGACAUCGGGCCCUACCAUGUGCAUGAUGUUCUCGCCAACGUCAACGAGACACUAAAAAUCACGCACCCGGACUUCGCGUACUACCGCACAAUCCGGGAAUACGAGUCCGCAGGCCGCGACAUCCGGCUGCUCCGGGAUUCUUCUCGACAGGCCGCCUGGGACCUGGACAAGUACAAAUUCAUCCACAUGUUGGUGCAGACCUGGGAGCGACGUCCGGGCUACGAUUGGUACGUCUUCGUCGAGGCCGACACGUACCUGUUCUGGGGGAACCUGGUGCAAUGGCUGGAGCGGAUGGACCCGGGCCAGCCGCUGUAUCUGGGGUCCGCGGCGACGUUUAAUGGCGAGAAAUUCGCGCACGGGGGCAGCGGAGUAAUCUUGUCGCGGGCGGCUAUGGCGCGAGUCCUGGAUGGGGAUCCCGAUCUGGCGGCGCGGUAUGAUGAGCGUAUGCACGAGGAGAUUUACGGGGAUUAUGUGCUCAUGAAAGCGUUGAAGGAGAAGGGUAUCCCGCUGAGCGAUAAGUGGCCCAUGAUGCAGGGUGAGAAGCAGAAUACGUUGCCUUUUGGGCCGGGGCCGGACUCGGGAGUCAGACAUGGGUGCCAGCCGUUGAUUACCAUGCAUAGUGUGACCCCGAUGGAUGUGAAUGCGAUGUGGAAUUAUGAACAGCGGCGGCAGACUCCUGAGGUACCGCUCCUCAUAGGCGAGCUGUAUGACUAUUUCAUGGGCCGGGCUCUCCCCUCAGAACGCAACGACUGGUAUAACCUCUCCGACGACUUGAUGUUCCGUGCGCCCGGUGUCGAAGGGACGAGACAGAAGUCUCCUCUGGAACUAACCCCUGUUGAGGAGCUGGCGUAUAGCUCCUUUGAACUAUGCCGGAAAGCGUGUAAGGAGCAUCCAAAAUGCUUCCAGUACUCAUAUCACGACCAGACCUGUGGGUUUUCCUUCUCCUAUCGGUUGGGAUACCGGAAAGACCCGGAGGGCGACGAUGGACCAUAUAAGUCCGGGUGGUUGCUAGAUAGGAUUGAGAAGGAUCGGGAAGACCACACCUGCCGCGCACCGGAAUGGCUAUAAAUGAAGCAAGCAACUAUGGACCCGAGUAUCACUUGCAUUAAAAUCAACUAUUAGCGACAUCCAACAAACACCACGGAUGGAUCCGAUGAUCGGCUCAAAGUGACCACUAGAGGUGCGCCGACAAGGAAACAACUAUAACUUACAAAUGCCGAUGCCAGGCAGGCGUGUCAAACUGGCCAACAGUGGGCCACAGCCAGCAAGAACAGGCGCCCCUUUUUCGGCUCAGUGGGACCUAAAACAAUGCCAGAAUGGCAAGGAGGUCUUUUUUAUACUAUAGGAAAUCCAAAAGUGUAUAUAGCUGUAAAUAGUGCAUCUCAAGCGACGUUUCUU
Messenger RNA from Aspergillus alliaceus, 1769 nucleotides. RefSeq lists its product as uncharacterized. Lineage: Eukaryota; Fungi; Ascomycota; Eurotiomycetes; Eurotiales; Aspergillaceae. The coding region runs from base 57 to 1439 and encodes 460 amino acids. The record is from RefSeq and is a predicted model, not a curated record. The transcript has 2 exons.